UGGCUGGAGGAAGGAUUCUGGGGAGUCAGGGAACCAAGGAAAGAAGAGAGGGCCAUUGACACAGAGGGGAGGCUGACGGGAGGUUGAGAAAAGAGGGAACUAGAGGAAGGAGAAGAGAAACCAGAAGGAGAAGGGAAAGUGUGAGACAAGAAGAAUAAAACCUUAAAAAAAAAAAAAAAAAGAAAAAGAAAAAGAAACGAAGAGGAGGCAGAGAUGAAACUGGAGGAAUUCCUCUUUGGCCUUAUAUUGUCCCUGUCCUUCAGGGGCAGCUGGGGAGCCCCCCUGGAUGCAGAAGGGCCCGGGGGCUUGGCUGCUGGAGGAGAGGUUGCGGAGAGGCUUGGGGAGGCUGUUGGCGAGGGGCUUGGAGAGGCCGUGAGACAUGGGUUUGAGGAGGCUGUUAACCAUGGAAUUAGGGAAGCUAUUGGUCCUGGAGUGGGACAGCCAUUUGGUCAUGGGUUGCAGGAUAUAGGGAACGCCAUCAAUCAUGCCGGGAGUUCUGUGGGCAGAGAGAUCAGUAAUGUCGGGGAGACAAUCGGUCACGGGGCUAAUAAUCUAGCCCAUCGUCCAUGGCUGGGGAUCCAUCAUGGCGCCAGCAAUCCUAAUACACACAAUGGACUGCUCUCAUCUGGAGGGCACAGGAUCCUUGGAAGCGGCUCUCACAAUGGUCAUGGGCUCUUGGGAGGGCAUGGAGGUACAAGCAGCGGUGGAGCCAGUUCUCAAGGAGGUUUACAGGGCCAAGGAAGCCAGGGCAGCUCAUCCGGUCUUCAGGGCGGUAAUUCAGGCAGCGGAAAGCUGGUAGAGAGGAGCAGCAGCCAGGAAUCAGGGUGCACCAACCCCCCCUCCUCUGGGUCAGACAGUGGAAGCGUCUCUGGGGGAGGCAGUAACUCCCAAGGAUCCAGUGGCAGCGUCAGCAGUACUCCAGCCUCCUAUGCAAACUCCCCAAAGGCACCAAGCCCAGAAUCAACCACUAGCGGAGGCAGCAGCAGCCAGGGAUCUACUUCAUCUUCUGGCAGUGGUGGAAGUAGCGGAGGCAAAGGCGGUCAAGGGUGUGAAAAUCCGGACAGUGGAAGCCAGGGAUCUACUUCAUCUUCUGGCAGUGGUGGAAGUAGCGGAGGCAAAGACAGUCAAGGGGGAAGCAGCUCUCAGGGCAAUGGACAGAGUGGAAACAAACCUGACAGUGACGCUAUCAUCCGGGAUACACUCAAUCAUGGGAAAGACAUCCUUGGAAGCGUCAAUAACCAGGGAUCUGGUCCAGCAGGACAGAAUGGAGCUUCUGGGGGUAACUUUGGAUCUGGGCCUUACUCAGCUGGAGAAAGAAUAGGAGAAACUGAGAUCAAUAGUGGAAAUGGAGUUUAUAAUGGUCCCAACGCUCAAGGCUUCUUCAACUUUGACACAUUCUGGAAGAAUUUUAAAUCCAAGCUGGGUUUCAUUAACUGGGAUGCCAUAAACAAGCGACACUUCCCACGCCCCAGUACUCGGGUCUUCCUUUACUUGAGACGGCUCUGGGAGGAUUUCAAGCAGAACACGCCUUACAUCAACUGGAAAAUGAUCACUGAGAACGAAGAGGAACUUAAUCUUCAGAAGAGGGCUGGGGGUGUGAACCAGAGCUACAAUCAGCAGGCGUACCCCACUCCUCAGGCAGGACAGUACCCCUACGGAACACCAGCUAAGGGAGGGCACAAUGGAUUAGCUUCCUCGGCUUCUCGGGCACAGCCGGACUUGCUCCAGUGGGUGAGGUUUUGGUAGAGCUCAUAGCUUCCAGUCAUGAUGGGCCGGCACACCUACUCUGAGGACCUCAGCCCACUCUACCCCUGCCCAACACCACCACCUGCCUGCCCCUUUCCCUGGUACCGGAGACCCCUUUUCUUGCACAGACCCCAUUUUUUAGUCUUUGUGUACCCAUCCUCUUCUCUGGUAUGUGACAAUAGCCUGAACAGGUGGCCUGAACCCUGAGAGACGAGCAAUAUUCUCUCUCUCUAAUCUAGCGGUUGCCAUGACAAUUGUACAGAAGGUACUUGCUGCUUUCUUUAGGGGUUUUCUCAGUGGAAAUAAAACAAAAAUGUUAUCUGUAAA
Antechinus flavipes (yellow-footed antechinus) is the source of this 2073-nucleotide messenger RNA. It is a transcript of the gene DMKN, whose product is annotated as dermokine. The transcript is spliced from 22 exons. The record is from RefSeq and is a predicted model, not a curated record. Lineage: Eukaryota; Metazoa; Chordata; Mammalia; Dasyuromorphia; Dasyuridae. Gene Ontology annotation, biological process: cornified envelope assembly. Bases 214 to 1746 code for a protein of 510 amino acids.